Sipha flava (yellow sugarcane aphid) is the source of this 3273-nucleotide messenger RNA. RefSeq names its product CD166 antigen homolog A (gene tei). Lineage: Eukaryota; Metazoa; Arthropoda; Insecta; Hemiptera; Aphididae. Gene Ontology annotation, cellular component: cell-cell junction. The transcript has 10 exons. Gene Ontology annotation, molecular function: cell adhesion molecule binding. The record is from RefSeq and is a predicted model, not a curated record. The coding region runs from base 1180 to 2979 and encodes 599 amino acids. Gene Ontology annotation, biological process: cell-cell adhesion.
GUCGCACGCGGCUGGCUAUACACACCAAGCGAUACCGCAGGGUACUAAACUGUCUCACUCUCUUUCUCACUCGCUCUCACUCAUUCUCACUCACUGUCCCUUUCUCUCGCAAUCCGUCCCUAUCCUACCCCCUCUCUCUCUCUCUCUCUCUCUCACUCUUCAACCCUAUUUUGUUCACCCUCCCACCAUCACUCGGCGGCGUGCGUGUGUGUGCGCGUUCUGAAAGUAGCUACUCCUCGCGCGCAACUCGGAUUUGACACCGGACAACGCACACGCAAAAGUCGCUCGGUCCUAUCCGUAUUUUGUAACGAGGACGAAGACGCGCGCGCGUUGUUGUUAUACGGUUUAUUAUUGCGCAUUUGCGCCCGGACCACGAUUCCGUUGUUUAUUUCACAAAUUUCUAUCCCCGUCCCUCUCGCUCGCUCGUUAUUUACCCUCUCUAUCACACCGUCUUCAUAUUUUCCCUUGUUCUUUCGUCGUGGUCGCCGUCGUCGUCAUCAUCGCGCGGACCCUGCAUUAUUCUCGCAUUUUCUUCAUUUCUUCGUCCCUUUCACUUCUCGCAUAACAUCAGAUACACCGCAUAUUCGCCGCAGCCGCGCAGUAAUCCGCACCACCCCGUUCGGCGGGCAUCGGAUGAAAAAAUAAUAUCAAUACUGUUCGCGCGCGGAAGAGAUAAUAUUUUGUUUUAUUUUUUUCGAAAAAAUAAAUAAAUAAAUAAAUAAUAAAAAAAUCAAACGUGAACCGCUGACCACUCUCGUGCUGCCGUCUCGUUGUCGACGACAUGAUCGCACUGGCCUACGCGUCCGAAACGACGGUGUCGGAGCCGCCGUUGCGAUCGUCGUCGUCGUCGUCGUCGUCGUCGUCGUCGUCGUCGUCGUCUCCGCCGCCGCCGCUGCAGCAGCAGCCGACGUCGAUUCGGCCGUGUGCGCCACUGCAAUAAUAAUAGUAAUAACAGCAGCAGCACUCCGUAACAGCCGAUGGUGAGGAAAAGAACUCGGUCCCGCGGCAUCAAUGUGGUGUGAUGACGCUCGCGGUGCUGACGUCGUCCACGGAACAAUGUCGUAGACGCACCACUACGUUUGUGGUUUUCCGCGAUCGGUCAAAGCUUCUCGUCGUCAAAGGAAGUGAGGAGAUAUAUGUGUUCUAUUGAAUUGUUCAAAUACUUCAAAUUCUGACAAAAUGAAGUUAAAUUCUUUCAACCAACUUUUACCGUACGCUUCUGGAUCAAAAACUAAGGAUUUUAUAACCUGCACUAUACUUCUUCUCUUAUUUAUUGGUGAUGUCAAAACUAUGACCCACAUCUUGAGACAUCACCAACAAAGAGACAACACCGGGCUGAGUACUUUGAGCCCUUUAGAGCAAUUAACUUGGCCUCUUUCAGAUGUUAAGUUAGCAUGCGGAAUUUCACCCGCUUUAAAUGUUACGUCCAAUUGGUUACAAAUGAAACUAAAAUGGCUGCACAAUGGGAAGAGUGUGGAUCUCGGACAUCGUUAUAGCUUAAACCAUAACACAGGAGUUUUAGUAAUCACUAAUGUAAGACUCGAUGAUAAUGGAAUAUGGCAAUGUGUAAACGAUAAACAAUUGGCCAGAGCAAUUAAUUUAAUAGUCUUAGAAACCCCGAAGGAACCUUACUUAUUAAUAGACGGCCAUCGUUUAGAUCCAGGAAAUUUGUUUGUACCGGUAAAAGAAAAUAUGGAUUUGAGUAUAGAGUGUGUGGUUGACGGUGGAAACCCAAUUCCGUCCUUACAUUGGUUACUGUUUCCAAGUAAUUCCAAUUUAGAAAAUGAAGCAAUGUCUUCCGGAUUAUUGCAGUCUAACGAUUCUUACCAAGAAAAAGAUGUUAGUCGAAGUUCAGCGAAAAUUCAAAGAGUUCUUAGAGCUCAUCAUAAUGCCACUGUGGCAUGUAUAGUUACACAUGUUACUCUUGUUAACCCCUUGAAUACUUCUAUUCUUCUUGAUGUUCAAUAUACUCCUUCUUUUGGAAUUAGUAGAAUUCCUGGAUUUGGAAUACCUAUUAGAGAAGGUAUUUCAGUGUCUCUAAAAUGCGAUGUAGAUUCCAAUCCACCGUCGUCUCCUGUCUGGCAAAAAGAUGAUAGCGUGCCACCUGUUCUUCAAACUGAUGAUGGUUUUUUAAAUUUUUCAUCAAUACGAAGAAACCAUAGUGGCUGGUAUAAAUGCACAAGCAGGCACUUGCUAUCGGAAUACUCGUCAAUUGGUUAUUUUUUAAAUGUUAGAUACAAUUCGAACGAACUCGAAUCGGUCCGAAAAGAAUUAAUCGAAGAAGAUAAUGCUGGUUCCCAUGAAUCUGUUGAGGUAACCGUCGGUGGUGAGGUGCAAUUGGAAUGUCCGUCGGGACCUAGUACUGCAAUACCAUGUUGGGCAAAGACUGGCAACGAAAACGAACUACAACCAAUUGGCCCAAGUAGCAGUCUUCACAUUGAUCAAGUGUUAUAUCAAGAGGCUGGUGAAUACAAAUGUAUUGUUGGUAGUAAAAAUCAAAAUCUAGAAAAGCUCCGCGUGUAUACUCUUCAUUUGAACGUUGUUGGAGGUCCAGUUAUUUACACUGAAAAUAGAACUGUUGUUGCACACGAAGGAAACGACACCAGAUUAUCAGCCGAGUUUUGUUCUAAUCCGAUGGUAAACAAAGUAUUUUGGAUAGCAAGUGAUAAAGUCAUUAGACCAGGAACAGCUGUAGGACCAAUUACAGCCCAUAGCAUAACUUCAUCUACAUCUUCCUACUGCCAAGUAGCCACACUCACGAUACAAUCGGUGACGCCAACGCACAGUGGAGAGUAUAAUCUGAUCGUCGGUUCCGGUAAAACGUUAGUAGAAGCUACAGUCAUAUUGAGUGUGACAAAAAGUACACGAAACAGAGAGCCCGUCCAAACAUCUAGUUCACAUUCAGUUUGCUCAAAAAUGUUUGAUAAUUACUUAAUUAUGUGUUUAGUUACGUCAAUUUUUACGCAUUUAAAAAAUUAAAAAAAAAUAUUUAUAUGUUACAUUAUAUUAUAUAAAAAAAAGAAAAAGAGAACAAAUUGUAUAGCAGUUCUUAUUGUUGUUUGAUUGUUGAUUAAUGCAUGUCAUGGAUAUGUUUAGGUAAUAUGUAUAAAUAUAUAUACAUGUGUGUGUGUGUAUAUAUAUAUAUAUACACUAAAAUAAAAAUAUUUUGAAAACGAAAAUCUUUGAUAUCAAGGAUAUCAAGUGUUAUAAUAUACAUAAUGAUCCGUCUAUUAGCAACUGUAGAAAUAUAAAUUGGAUAUCAAAUUAUUUUAU